Molecule: messenger RNA, 1215 nt
Organism: Vigna umbellata (rice bean)
Lineage: Eukaryota; Viridiplantae; Streptophyta; Magnoliopsida; Fabales; Fabaceae
Gene: AGL6
Product: AGAMOUS-like 6
Biological process (GO): positive regulation of transcription by RNA polymerase II
Cellular component (GO): nucleus
Molecular function (GO): RNA polymerase II transcription regulatory region sequence-specific DNA binding; DNA-binding transcription factor activity; protein dimerization activity
Source: RefSeq, a predicted model, not a curated record
AUAACUGGGGUUUCCAUUUUUUUGUAAAAGAAGAUCAAGUGUGCCCCUUUCUGUGUUCAUUGUCUAUUUCUAUAUAGCACACUAACUUCCACUUCUCUGAAACACACACCAUAUUAUCUCAUCACAACAACAACAACAACAACCACUACUGCCACUACUACUUAUUUCUCUCUCCCCUUUUGCACUAAACCACACUCUCUCUUCUAUAUCAAGGGUUGAUCACACAAUUUCUAAUAAUAAUUCAUAAAGUUAGAGUUAUUGUUUCGAGACACACAGAAAAAGAGAGAGAGAGAGAGAAUGGGAAGAGGGAGGGUUGAGCUGAAGAGGAUAGAGAACAAAAUCAACCGCCAAGUUACUUUCUCAAAAAGAAGGAACGGUUUGCUCAAGAAAGCCUAUGAGCUCUCAGUUCUCUGUGAUGCUGAGGUUGCUCUCAUCAUUUUCUCAAGCAGAGGGAAGCUCUAUGAAUUUGGAAAUGUUGGCAUUACCAAAACUAUUGACCGAUACCAACGUUGCUCGUUUACUCCUCAAGAUGAACAACAUGUUGAAUGUGAAACUCAGAGCUGGUACCAAGAGGUGUCAAAGCUGAAGGCAAAGUACGAGUCUCUGCAAAGGACCCAGAGGCAUUUGCUUGGAGAAGAUCUUGGACCAUUGAACAUAAAGGAGUUGCAGAAUCUUGAGAAACAGCUUGAAGGGGCAUUAGCACAAGCCAGACAAAGGAAGACACAAAUCAUGAUUGAACAAAUGGAAGAGCUCCGCAGAAGGGAGCGCCAUCUUGGAGAUAUGAACAAGCAGCUCAGACUGAAGCUUGAAUCAGAGGGAUUUAAUCUUAAAGCUAUGGAAAGCUUGUGGAGCUCUACUUCAGCUGCUGGAAAUACUGCCUUUCCCUUUCAACCUCCUCAAACCAACCCUUUGGAUUACCAGACUGAACCCUUUUUGCAAAUAGGGUACCAACAAUAUGUUCAAGCUGAGGCAUCUAAUGUUCCAAAGAGCAUGGCUUGUGAGACUAACUUCAUGCAGGGAUGGAUCCUUUGAUUAAUAAUGUUAUUGAAUUAAGUAUAUGAUUUAUGUUAUUGUCUAUAUAUGCAAGGAUUUAUCUUUGUGUUUUGGCUGUUGUUAAAUGUUCUUUGUGAGCAGCAAAGUUUCAGACUUGUUUAGUGUUUUCUGUAAUUGGAUACAAGUACAGACAAUGGUUUUACCAUAUGUUAAAGCAAUGCU